This is a messenger RNA of Nicotiana tabacum (common tobacco), 7136 nucleotides long. NCBI's taxonomy places the organism in Eukaryota, Viridiplantae, Streptophyta, Magnoliopsida, Solanales, Solanaceae. The record is from RefSeq and is a predicted model, not a curated record.
GUUAUCCCACAUUUACUAUGAGUGAGUUAAUUAGUAUCAUUAUUUUGAUAACAAUUUGUACGGAUAUCAUUUAAUAUUCAUAACCAAAUAUGGAAUUGUAUUUAUUUCAAAUCCAUAUCGGAAUUAUUAUAUUAUUAAUUCCAGUAACUAAACGACCCAAGUGAAUAACCUAAUGGUUGAGUUACCAAAUGUGACUCUUUUUAAAUAAAAAAAAUAUUGUCAAACUAAAAAUUGGAUGAUCUCAGCAGCUUAUUGGCCUUUCGUUCUCAAACACGGGCACCCAAAUGGAGCGAAAGGACACAGUUCAUUUUCCUGUCCCCUUCUCGCACACUCAAAAACCUUGGGUCCAAUCUGUUUAUCGUUGCAACUCAAUUGGGAUUGUACCGUACAUUCUCUUCCCUUUACUUGAGCUCAACUGUGGUAGCUGUUUCCAAGAUCAUUCUCUGUUGUUCUUCUGCUUCUUGACUUUCCCAUUCAUUCUUGAAGCUGGACUGCAAUCUAAGGUUCCAUAUGAAAGAAUCUGGCAAGAUCUAAACUUAUCUCCAUGGGUUAAUGAGGAGCGAGGACAUAAUUACUCCCCAAUGCAGCAGCGUGAAGGGUCGGCAAGUUUACAGAAUUCACAGGCCGAGUGAUAAAUUGCAAUUUUCCAUGUUUUAGUAUAACUAUUUCUUUUAUGUAUCAUAAUCGUACUAACUCUUAUAUCUUUCAUAGUGGGUUACCAGCCAGAUAUGAAUUUUACAAGUUAUGAACCAACCAAUAGUUGGAAUAUACCUAAUUUUGGAGGGGUGGAUCAUGCUGGUCCAUCCUCGAGUCAUCAACAACUCGAUAAUGUGUAUCAUGGGCUAUCUACAAAUUAUGAUGGUAUGUUUUAAGAGUUAAAGUUAAUAUAGUAUGUUGAGGUGGCUUCGAAAUAUUAAUUAUUUUAUUGGUUGUGCAGUGAAAAUGAGCAAUAUGACGGUCUUGUCCUAACUUAGUUGGGUGAUGACUAUAUAUUGAAUCAGGAUAUGGCAGAUGCACAGAGUGAGGAAGAUAACAAUAAUUAUGGCGACGACACUGAUGAGUCCAAAGAUGUCACACCCUUCCCUGAUGAGAGCGACGGUGAGGAACCACACUUUACAGAUGAGAGUGAGAAUGAGCAAUCAGAUUUGACGAUGGAGCAUGAUGCCAUAACUCAACAUGCUCCGUAUACGUAGACUCCACCUACUGUUAGAUCAACGAUGUACGAGUUGUGUGUGCCCUUUCAUUCAAGGAAAAUUCCCUACCUUGAUCACUUGCCAAGUAUGCCGAUGUUGAUGCUUUCACAAGGGGUCUUGAUGACAUUCGUACAACAAUGUGGAAUAAAAGUAGACAAAUAGAGCUUUGUAAGAAUAUAAUUUUCGGUGAUAAGGCUCGCCUCAGCAGGGCGGUGCGAAUUUACAGCAUAAAAAACUGCCGUGAGAUUGAGGUUGCUGAGUCAUCUAAGAAAAAAUAUAAGGUGGUUUGUCGUAGAUGGGAUCAAAGUUGUAAGUGGAUGCUGCGUGGGAGAAAGUUGAAAACUAAUAUGUGGAUGGUGGGGAAAUACAUUGGCAAGCAUACUUGUAAUAUGAACACAUUCAAUGGGAAUCAUUUUAAUUUGAACGUUGAUUUGAUUUCCUUUAUCUUGAUUCCACACAUUUAAUCGUCCAUAAGGUACGAGGUGAAAUAGUGUAUAACAUCAGUUGCACAUGUAUAUGGGUGUACCAUUACCAAAAGAAUGGCAUUUCUCGGGUGUAAGUGUGCGUUUGAGAUUGUUUAUGGAAACUGUGAUAAGUCAUUUACGGCUCUACCUUGGUGCAUGGCUGCUUUGCAACACAUGAACCCCGGGACAUUUGUUGAGUGGAAGCACGACCGGAGUCCUGACUUUCUACAAAACUUAUUCAGAUAUGUGUUCUGGGCAUUUAAACCAUCCAUUGAUGGUUUUGUUCAUUGCCGCCCGUUCAUCUCCAUAGACGGCAUACAUAUGUGCGGAAAGUAUGAUAUGAAGAUGUUGAUUGCCGUUGGAGUAGAUGCUAAUGGCCAAAUAUUUCUCAUUGCCUUUGCUAUUUGUGCCAAUGAAAGUCAAGAGACUUGGACAUGGUUUAUAAACCACUUGGAGGAGCAUGUUGUGAAACAACGUUCAGGUGUUUGUCUAAUAUCUGAUCGGUACGGUGGGAUUUUAAGUUCUGUACGUGCUUUGGAUGAAUGGAAGGAGCUAUACGGCUACUACCGUUACUGUGUUAGGCACUUGAAGGCCAACUUCCAGCGGGCUUAUCCGAACAAGAGCUUGCAUGAUCUAAUGUGGAUCGCUACAACAGAUCAUCAAGAGAGGAAAUUCUUGAUGCAAAUGGAAUUCAUUAGUCAGGAAGACGAAGAAGCUUAUCUUUGGUUGAGGAAUCUUGAGAUUGAGAAGCGGACUCUGCAUAAGGAUGAUGGCAGAAGAUAGAGAAUUUUGAUACUAAUGUCUCAGACUCUUUCAAUUGGUUGUUGAAGUCAGACCGUGGAUUGCCAGCCACUGCCAUUGUGCGGAUGCCAUUCAAGCAGCCGGCGGAGAGGUUCGUUGAUAGAUUCCGCAGUGCAUCCUCCUUGUUGGAAAUGGGUGUUCAAAUUAUGCCAAAACCGAUGCAACAGUUUGAGCGUUAUAGGAAGCGGUGACAGUGGCAUACAUAUUUGCAAUAUUGCAGUGACCGAAAUAUUUUUGAAGUUCGCAUUGGUUUGCAUCGAGGCCGCGGUAAUAAUACCCACACCAUCAAUGAGAGCACGCGAUUAUGUUCAUGUGGUAAAUAGUCGAUUUAUCACUUGCCAUGCUCUCAUGCCUUGAAGUGCUUUCUACAUACUGGGUUUGUAGCGAUGAGGUAUGUUGAUAGAGAAUAUAGUGUGGCUGCAUACGCAAACACCUAUAGCGGACACUUCCACCCAUUGGGUUCUGAGUCUUAUUGGUCGCGGGAUCCAUUUGUAAUGUUUUGUAACAAGGCGUUUUUGCGUUGCAGGGUAGUGCAAAACAGAACCCGGCGGUUACAGAACCAAAUGGAUGUUGGGGAUACCGUAUAUGCGCUUAAAUGUGGUCUCUGUUCCCAAAUAGGACACGAUCACUGUAAAUGUCCUACAAUCGGUUUGGGACGCGGUGGCAAUUCAGCUUCUUGUGGCAGUUCAUCCAACAUUGACAAUUAUCAGGCAUAUUAUUUAUUUUUUUAGUAGUAUAUUUAGUAGGAAUAAGUGUCUGUAAUGGUAUGUUUGCAAUAUCAAUAAAAUAAAGUUGUCCAAUAGUGUUAACUCUGAUUGACACUUAGCAUUUAAAAUUCAAUAUGAAUGUCUCGGGGUUAAAGUGUUGCAAAGCAGUCAUGUACCUUGGCCGAGCCGCAAAUGACUUAUCCUAGUUGCCAUAAACAAUCUCAAACGCACGUUUACGCCCGAGAAAUGCCUUUCUUUUGGUAAUGGUACACCCAUAUACUUGCGCAACUAAUGUUAACACUCAUUCACCUUGUACCUUAUGGACGAUUCAACGUGUGGAAUCAUGACAAGGGAAAUCAAAUCAACGUUCAAGUUAAAAUGAUUCUCAUUGAAUGUGUCCAUAUUACAAGUAUGCUUGCUAAUGUAUUUCCCCACCAUCCGCAUAUUAGUUUUCAACUUUUUCCCAUGCAGCAUCCACUUGUAACCUUGGUCCCAUCUACGACAAACCGCCAUAUAUAUUUUCUUAGAUGACUCAGCAAGCUCGAUCUCAUGACAGUUUUUUAUGCUGUAAAUUCACACCGCCUUGCUGAGACCAACCUUGUCACCGAAAACAUAUUCUUAUAGUGCUCUGUUGGUCUACUUUCAUCCCACAUUAUUGUACGAAUGUCAUCAAGAUCGCUUGUGAGAGCAUCCACAUUUGGCAUAUUUGACAAGUGAUCAAGGUAGGGAAUCUCCCUCGAAUGAAAAGGCGUGCGACUCAUACACCGUUUGUCUAACGGUGGUGGAGUCUGCAUAUAUGGAGCAUGCUGAGUUGUGACAUCAUGCUCCAUCGUCAAAUCUGGUUACUCAUUCUCACUCUCAUAUGUGAAGUGUGGUUCCUCAUCGUCGCUCUCAUUAGGGAAGGGUGUGUCAUCUCCGGACUCAUUAGCGUUGUUGUGAUAAUCACUGUCAUCUUACUCACUCUGUGCAUAUGCCAUAUCCUAAUUCAAUAUAUCGUUAUCGCCCAACUGGCAACUGAGUUAGGACAAGUCCGUCAUGUUGCUUAUUUUCACUGCAAAACCAAUAAAGUAAUUAAUAUUUCGGAGCCAUCUCAACAUAAUAUAUUAACUUUAACUCUUAAAUGUACCAUUCAUAAUUUGUAGAUAGCCCAUGAUGCACAUUAUCGAGUUGCUGAUGACUCGAGGAUGGACCAGCAUGAUCCACCCUUCCAAAAUUAGGUAUAUUCUAACUAUGAGUUGGUUCAUAACUUGUAAAAUUCAUAUCUGGCUAGUAUCCCCUAUGAAAGAUAUACGAGUUAGUACGAUUAUGAUACAUAAAAGAAAUAGUUAUACUACAACAAGAAAAAUUGCAAUUUACCGCUCGACCUGUGAAUUCUGUAAACUUGGCGACCCUCCAUGCUGCUGCAUUGGGAGAAAUUAUGUCCUCGCUCAUCAUUAACCCAUGGAGAUAAGUUUAGAUCUGGCCAGACUCUUUCAUACGGAACCUGUUCGGAUAAAACAACUCCGAAAACACCACCAGAUGGUUGAGUUUUAGCCAUAUUUUGCGGAACAUCAAUACUGUUGACGUCUUCAGACUUUACGUACAUUUCCAGCAUUCUUAACACAAGAACAUCUUUGUGUUCAUCUGGAGUCCUUAAAAAAUCUUGCAGAGUUUCAUUGUCAUCGAUGUUAAACUCGGCAUAACAAGAAACACCUAGCAGAGUAAGCGAAUAUGGAUAUCUUCCGGUUACCUUAAGAUUAAUUGAAUGUUUAUUCACACUCAUUCUGUUACAAAUCAGAGGUACCAAUUCGUCGUACUUCAAUGUUAGUGGUACCUUAACAAUACUCUGUGGAGAAUAACUAUAUUGUACUUAGUUAUUCUCCACCACAGUCUCAACGCCCCAAUAUAAUGCAACCCUAUUUUUUAGCUCAUCUGACAUUGUAGCAAGAUUCAAAGAGAAAAUGUAUGUAUAUAUUGAUGAAAAUGAAGUGAUAUAUAAAGGAUGCUGAAGAACAAAGGUAAAUUGGUUCAAAUUCACUCAAGAAUGAACGUUUGGCCUUAAGUAAGCAACUAUCCAGUGCUUAGGGACGGCUAUUGUUCAGUAUAGCGCAUGUAAUAUAUGCGCUGCACACAUAGCGCAUAUAUUACAUGCGUUAUACAGUAAUUAUUAUGGCUAUUCAAAUAUUGAGUAUAACGCAUAUAUUACCUGACACAAUAGGCAAAUGAUGACUUCGCAAUGUCUGCAAAGAAGAAUAAAUAAUGUGAAGUAGCUUGUCAGGUGAGAGACUUUAUCUCUAAAUUUCAUUCCUAUGACAUACACGAUUACAUCAACGGGUAUUCUAAAACCUAUAAAUAUGUCUCUGCCCCUCAUUUGUAGAUCAUCUCAUCAAAAUUUGUUCUUUUCUCUUCAGCAAUAAAACCUAUUCUCUGUAUGGUCAUAGAGUAGGCAAAAAUUGCCGAACCACGUAAAUCUUGUCCUGUCUUGUGGAAUUUAUUGAUUUUCUCUUAUAAUUAUUUUUCUUCUAUUAGCCUGACACGCUUCUCUUUGUAUUAGUCUGAACCAUUCAUGAACAUUACAAUGAAAAUGGCUAAAACAUUUACUAAUAUAUAAUUAAGUAUCGGUAUAGGAGCUACCAAGUUGGAGUUAGGUGGAAUGUAGUGUACUGAUUACAAACAAGAAGCAAUACCAAGGAUAUGCUAAUUAAGUUUGAGUUCUUUGACAUGUGGGUUUCCAUGAAAAAAAAGAAGAGUUGUUAGAACCUUAUGGUCAGUGUUAUCAAAGGCGAAAAGCGCAAAAAAGCUCGUUGGUCCUUUGGGGCUUUAAGUGGCGCAUAUAAAGCGUGAGCUUUAAUGAAGAAAGACUCAAAUGGAGAAAAUUAAAAUAAUGUGUGGGUAGUCCAACACUAAUAAUAAUACACAUGAAUAACAAAUAUAUGGACAAAUAAAUUGAAAAAAAAUUAUGAUAAUGUGAAAUAUCAAUUGUCUAGUAUCGCCUCUUCAGGAUUCACUCAUUGGCAAGGAAAAGUAUGUCUUAGAGCCUUGAUGACAAUACUGAAGCGCACGCUAAGCAAAGUGAAGCAGAGCGCUCAACAUGUUUUGCCUCGCUUAAGCGUUUUAAGCGCGCACUUGACAACACUGCUUAUGCUGAGAGAAGAUGAGUGUGAUACAUAGCAUCAAGUUAAAACUCAUGUUUGUGUAACAAGUGGUUUUGAAAACAAGAGAGAAAAUGGAGGAAUUGACAUAUCUUGACUACAAGUAAGAGGACAGUGUGUUGCAGUACACUAUAAAAGGGCAGCCCGGUGCACUAAGCUCUCGCUAUGCGCGGGGUCCGGGGAAGGGCACUAUGAAUCACCUUGUUUAUCAUUUCUACGUAAUCACAUUGACAAUUUGAUCUUUUUCUUUUACUUCAACACACUUCUUAGUCGCUGAGUGACAACCCACUUCAGAGGAAACUCUGGGAUAAUUUGCUCCAUCAGGAAUCAAAUGUGAGGCAAUUGUCAAGUUCUAGAGCAGUUUCUUUUUGGACUUAAUUAGAGUGUGUCUUAACAUUAUAGUUUUAUUAAUUGUUGUGUCAAGUACUAAAUCUUCUCUAGCUUUGGCUAACCAAAUUCUCGUAUUUGAUCCUUGAUCUAUGCAUUAACUGAAAAAGGAGGAUAUUGAACCUCUUAGUAAGCUAGUUUUAGAGGAUUAGUUCGGUAAGUUUACGUCCUCAUGGUAUAAUAUGGAGCCGCUCCUACUAGUAAAAGUUACAGAGAGAUAUUUAUGUUUAUGGGAUCCACCCACUGAGGAUUUUAGCUUUGCGACCUUAUGUUCGCCAGGAAAUUAGUUUGUGCGACAGAUUCUAAUAUCGGUGUCUUAGAGUUUUAUUUUCGUAUUUGUCCAUUUAUUCUUUUUGUUAUUAUCAUUACUACCGUUGUUGUUUUUGUUGUCAUUGUUGUUAUUUAGAUUCACCUCAUUAAUGCUAAGAUCAAUUAACUGUUUCUCACGCUGUG